This is a messenger RNA of Colletotrichum navitas, 771 nucleotides long. RefSeq lists its product as uncharacterized. NCBI's taxonomy places the organism in Eukaryota, Fungi, Ascomycota, Sordariomycetes, Glomerellales, Glomerellaceae. The record is from RefSeq and is a predicted model, not a curated record. The annotation marks the transcript as partial. The transcript has a single exon.
AUGGCCAGCAUCUUCCGCCAGGCCGUAUCGGGCGUCUACACCGUCCUCGCCGUCUCCAUCCUCGGCGCCUGGAGCCUCAUCGUGCUGGUGGGCGUCGGCCUCACGGCCGUCGACGCGAACGCGAGCCUCCUCCAGCUCAUCGCCCUGCCGUCCCUGCUGACGUUCCUCGUCGCGAAGCUCGUCGUCGCCGCGUCGCCGCCGCCGCCCAACGCCGGCGUCGUCACCACUAGACAGACCCCCGGACCCGGAGCCCGACCGCCGGUCAGCAGCGGCAGCGGCAGCGGCAGCGGAAACCUCGCAACCUGGCUCGCGACGGCGGACCACGGCUCCCCGCACGGCGCGCUUGUCCUCCUCCUCUUCUCCGUGUCGUGGCUCCUGCACCUCGCGCGCAUCUUCUUCGCGCUCUUCCUCGUCGUGCUCAUGGGCGGCUUCAUGGCCUUCGCCGCCACGCUCGACGACGCGGGUAAGGGUGGCAACAGUGGUAGCGGCGACGGUGAGACGACAGGCGGACGUGGGGGGGCGCUCUUCGACAACGCCGAUGACGCCGACACCGGGGGCGCGCGCCAGAACAUGACGACGGCGCUGGCGCAGUUCGAGGAACGGGCGGGCAUGGUGGGGAUCGGGGACUACCUCAAAGGGAACCCGUGGAUCGUCUUCCAGAUCUUUGCGGCGCUCUGGGCGGCGUGCGGGCUGCUGACGGCGUACGUCACGGCGCACGCGUUCGGGGCGGCCCGCACGGUGCUGACGACGCCGCUGGACGCGUGGGUGAGG